CAAGUGUAACGUCAUUUGCAUAUAAUAAAAUAUGCCUACGUAUUGCUCGAGUUCAGAGGUCAGCUAGCAUAUUGCCUGUCUCAUAGGUUUUUCUGGCGCAGAGCUCGAGGAUUACUGUGUUCAAAUUUAGUAAAAUACUGGACAAAUAGUACUGUCUUUGUGAGAUGUGAUUAUUGAAUAUUUCUAAAUCUAUAUCGACAUUGACAGAUGCCAUUUUAGUGAUAUUUAGUUCAGGCGCCGCGUGGAGCAGAGAACUGGGGAGGUCCUUCAGCAAUAGGGAAGGGUAUUUUAACCACCAAACGAGCCCGAUGUUUAUAUUGGUGCAAAUUGAAGUAUGCCCGCGGAGCGCAACAAGUCGGUAAACAUGGACGAGAAAGAUGUGUGUUCGUUUUUAAACAAGGAGAAAGACAAGGACCGAGAGACAGAAAGGAGGCCUGCCUCUUCCCGGGAGAAAUCGAAGGAUGAGACGAAGGCGUGUGCAAAGAAAGACAACGGCAAAGCCGCGGAAGAGAAACGGAGACGUUUGGAAGAGGAUAAGAGAAAGAAAGAAGAGAAAGACCGUAAGAAAAAAGACGAAGAAAGGUUGAAAGCAGAGGAGGAGCAGAAGCAGAGGGAAGAGGAGGAAAGGAAACUGAAAGAGGAAGAGGAGAAGAAAAGGAUGCAGGAGGAAGAAGAGAAGAGACAGCGUGAAGAAGAGGCAAAUCUACUCAAAGAGAAGGAGGAGGGCCACCAGCUCCACCAGGAGGCGUGGGAGCGCCACCAGUCGCGCAAGGAGCUGCGCGUCCGCAACCAGAACGCCCAGGAGGGCCGCCCCGAGGAGGCCUUCUUCAGCCGGCUGGACUCCAGCCUGAAGAAGAACACGGCCUUCGUCAAGAAGCUGCGCACGCUGACCGAGCAGCAGCGCGAGGCGCUCUCCAGCGACUUCGCCUCGCUCAACCUCAGCAAGUACAUCGCCGAGGCGGUGGCCUCGGUGGUGGAGGCCAAGCUGAAGAUCUCGGACGUGGGCUGCUCCGUGCACCUGUGCUCGCUCUUCCACCAGCGCUACGCCGACUUCGCGCCGCUCCUGCUGCAGGCCUGGCGGCGGCACUUCGAGGCGCGCAAGGAGGAGAAGACGCCCAACGUGAGCAAGCUGCGCACCGACCUGCGCUUCGUCGCCGAGCUGACGGUGGUGGGCCUGUUCACCGACCGCGAGGGCCUGUCGCUCAUCUACGAGCAGCUCAAGGCCAUCAUCGGCGCCGACCGCGAGACGCACACCCACGUCUCCGUGGUGAUCAGCUUCUGCAAGCACUGCGGCGACGACGUGGCCGGCCUGGUGCCGCGCCGGGUCCGGGCGGCGGCCGAGAAGUUCGGCCUGGCCUUCCCGCCCAGCGAGAUCAUCAGCGCCGAGAAGCAGCAGCCCUUCCAGAACCUUCUGCGGGAGUACUUCACCUCCCUCACCAAGCACCUGAAGAAGGACCACCGCGAGCUGCAGAACAUCGAGAGGCAGAACAGGCGUAUCCUGCAUUCCAAAGGGGAGCUGAGCGAAGACAGACACAAGCAGUACGAGGAGUUCGCCACCUCGUACCAGAAGCUCCUGGCCAACACGCAGUCGCUGGCAGACCUGCUGGACGAGAACAUGCCAGACCUGCCCCAGGAUAAGACCGUGCAGGAAGAGCACGGCCCGGGCAUCGACAUCUUCACCCCGGGGAAGCCGGGGGAGUACGACCUGGAGGGGGGGAUUUGGGAGGACGAGGACGCGCGAAACUUCUACGAGAACAUGGUGGACCUGAAGGCCUUCGUCCCCGCCAUCCUCUUCAAGGACAACGAGAAGGGCCUGCCGGGCAGAGAGAGGGAGGAAAGCAAAGAUGCCAAAGAGGUGAAGGAGGUGGCCAGCACGGAGGAGCUGGAGCUGGAACUGGAGACCCUGGACAUCGCAGACGACACCCUGGAGCUGGAGGCCGGUGACGAGGCGGAGGGGGAGGAGUUUGCCAAGAAGCUUCUGGACGAGCAAGAACAAGAGGACGAGGAGGCCAGCACUGGCUCUCACCUGAAGCUCAUCGUAGACGCCUUCAUCCAGCAGCUGCCCAACUGCGUCAACAGGGACCUAAUCGACAAGGCCGCCAUGGAUUUCUGCAUGAACAUGAACACCAAGGCUAACCGGAGGAAGCUAGUCCGGGCUCUCUUCACUGUUCCACGGCAACGGCUUGACCUCCUCCCGUUCUACUCCCGCCUGGUGGCCACCCUGCACCCCUGCAUGUCGGACGUGGCUGAGGACCUGUGCUCCAUGCUGAAGGGGGACUUCCGGUUUCACAUCAGAAAGAAGGAUCAGAUCAACAUUGAAACGAAAAACAAAACGGUGCGAUUCAUUGGGGAGCUCGCCAAGUUCAAGAUGUUCUCCAAAACGGACACUCUUCAUUGCCUGAAGAUGCUGCUCUCGGACUUCUCGCACCACCACAUUGAGAUGGCCUGCACUCUGCUGGAGACCUGCGGCCGCUUCCUCUUCAGGUCCCCGGAAUCGCACCUGCGCACCAGCGUGCUCCUGGAGCAAAUGAUGCGUAAGAAGCAGGCCAUGCACCUGGACGCGCGCUACGUGACCAUGGUGGAGAACGCGUACUACUACUGCAACCCACCGCCCGUGGAGAAGACCGUGAGGAAGAAGAGGCCGCCGCUGCAGGAGUACAUCCGCAAGCUCCUGUACAAGGACCUGUCCAAGGUCACCACCGAGAAGGUGCUGAGGCAGAUGCGGAAGCUGCCCUGGCAGGACGCGGAGGUGAAGAACUACCUGAUCUGCUGCAUGGUCAACAUCUGGAACGUCAAGUACAACAGCAUCCACUGCGUGGCCAACCUUCUGGCCGGGCUGGUGGCCUACCAGGAGGACGUGGGCAUCCAUGUGGUGGACGGGGUGCUGGAGGACAUCCGGCUGGGCAUGGAGGUGAACCAGCCCAAGUUCAACCAGAGACGCAUCAGCAGCGCCAAGUUCCUGGGCGAGCUCUACAACUACCGCAUGGUGGAGUCGGCGGUCGUCUUCCGCACGCUCUUCUCCUUCAUCUCGUUCGGCGUGAGCCCCGACGGCGCCCCCAGCGUCCUGGACCCCCCCGAGCACCUCUUCCGCGUCCGCAUGGUCUGCACCCUGCUGGACACCUGCGGCCAGUACUUCGACCGCGGCUCCAGCAAGCGGAAGCUCGACUGCUUCCUCAUCUACUUCCAGCGCUACAUCUGGUGGAAGAAGAGCACGGACGUGUGGACGAAGGAGCACCCGUUCCCCAUCGACAUCGACUACAUGAUCAGCGACACGCUGGAGCUGCUCCGGCCCAAGAUGAGGCUGUGCUGCUCGCUGGAGGAGGCCACGCGGCAGGUCACCGAGCUGGAGAGGGAGUUCCUGCUCAAGCUGGGCCUGGCCAUGGAAAAGGACGGCAAGUGCUCCAGCACCAUGGGCGAGGGGGAGGCCCUGGACGAAGAGGAUGAUGAUGAUGACGAAGAGGGCGGGGCCGAGACCGAGGAGCAGUCUGGGAAUGAGAGUGAGAUGAAUGACCAUGAAGAGGAGGAGGGGUCCGAAAACGAGGAGGAAGAGCGAGAGGAAGAGGAGGAGGAAAACACGGACUACCUGACCGACUCCAACAAAGAGAACGAAACGGACGAGGAGAACAACGAGGUGACCAUUAAGGGCGGGGGUCUGAAGCACGUGGCCUGCGCUGAGGACGAGGACUUCAUUCAGGCUCUGGACAAGAUGAUGCUGGAGAACCUGCAGCAGCGGAGCGGCGAGUCGGUGAAGGUGCACCAGCUGGACGUGGCCAUCCCGCUGCAGCUGAAGAGCCAGCUGAAGAAGGGCCCCGCCCCCGCCUGCAGCGCCGACGCCGACAUCGCCGACGCCGCCGACACCAUGCAGUUCGUCAUGCUCACCAGGAAGGGCAACAAGCAGCAGUUUAAGAUCCUGAACGUGCCGCUCUCCUCCCACCUGGCUGCCAAUCACUUCAACCAGCAGCAGGCGGAGCAGGAGGAGCGCAUGCGCAUGAAGAAGCUCACGCUCGACAUCAACGAGCGCCAGGAGCAGGAGGACUACCAGGAGAUGAUGCAGUCCCUGGCCCAGCGGCCUGCCCCGGCCAACACCAACCGAGAGAGGCGACCGCGGUACCAGCACCCCAAGGGGGCGCCCAACGCCGACCUCAUCUUCAAGACCGGAGGAAGGAGACGCUGACGCGGGCGCUACAGAGCGGAGCUCCAGAAGUGAGCCCCCCACCGGCCGACCGAGAGGAGCGCAGACCCCCCCUCCCCCCCACCUCACCACCACUGCAGGAGGGACAGCUGCCCGCACCCGGUAGAGGGGGACGGCCGCAGGACCACCCCGCCUCUAACCCCU
Molecule: messenger RNA, 4336 nt
Organism: Anguilla anguilla (European eel)
Lineage: Eukaryota; Metazoa; Chordata; Actinopteri; Anguilliformes; Anguillidae
Gene: upf2
Product: UPF2 regulator of nonsense mediated mRNA decay
Exons: 22
Coding region: 335-4174 (1279 amino acids)
Biological process (GO): nuclear-transcribed mRNA catabolic process, nonsense-mediated decay
Cellular component (GO): cytoplasm; exon-exon junction complex
Molecular function (GO): RNA binding; protein binding
Source: RefSeq, a predicted model, not a curated record